AUGAGGACAGAAGAGAGUGCAGUUCCAAAUGAAUUCAACCCAAAUGUUGUUCGGACUGGUACCGCCAAGGAAGGGAGUUUUGGUCCUACUCUUGGUUUGAUGGAUAUUGGUGUGAGUCCAACAGCCUACCUCUGUCUGAUUGCCCUGCCUGGUGUUCGAAACAAUGGACAUGAACUCCAGAUUGAUAUCCAUCGCGACGGAAAUGUAACUAUAAAAGGGACCUCAACGGGUGGAAGACUUUUGAAGGACUUACCAACAAUUGCGCAUGCAGUGAUGGUGGUGCAACAGGUAAGCCCGCCUGGAGAGUUUACCAUUUCCUUCAGCCUGCCUGGACCUGUUGAUCCCAAGCUCUUUGAAGCUGACCUCAGGCCAGAUGGCAUCCUUGAGAUCAUGCUGAUGAAGAUCAGUGUGCGAGUUGUCCAAGGUUGA
Messenger RNA from Diospyros lotus (date-plum), 429 nucleotides. Its product is annotated as increased DNA methylation 3-like. The transcript has 3 exons. Gene Ontology annotation, cellular component: nucleus. The coding region runs from base 1 to 429 and encodes 142 amino acids. The record is from RefSeq and is a predicted model, not a curated record. Lineage: Eukaryota; Viridiplantae; Streptophyta; Magnoliopsida; Ericales; Ebenaceae.